AUGGACGAAUCUCAGGCCCAAUGUUCGUGCUCCCGGGACAGCGAUGCCAGUGCUCUGUCACACAAUAAGCGAAUCGUUUUCGUCCGACGACCAGGAGAAAAUAAUUUUCCAACAGCCGACUGCUUCCAGUGCGAGGAUUGUCCGGCACCGAACGGAUCCGAUGUAGCGGCCGGACAGUGCAUCGUGCGCACACUCUAUUUAUCGGUCGAUCCUGCCCAGGUACCAUCCCCUCUUACUAUUUUUUGUUCUUUAUAA
Molecule: messenger RNA, 255 nt
Organism: Gongylonema pulchrum
Lineage: Eukaryota; Metazoa; Nematoda; Chromadorea; Rhabditida; Gongylonematidae
Source: the annotation of a GenBank genome assembly